Globicephala melas (long-finned pilot whale) is the source of this 5919-nucleotide messenger RNA. It is a transcript of the gene SUMF1, whose product is annotated as sulfatase modifying factor 1. Gene Ontology annotation, cellular component: endoplasmic reticulum. Lineage: Eukaryota; Metazoa; Chordata; Mammalia; Artiodactyla; Delphinidae. The record is from RefSeq and is a predicted model, not a curated record.
GUGGGAAAACAUGGCUGCGCCCGCGCUAGGGCCGGCUGGAGGACGAGGCGCCGGGCUCGGUCUCGUUCUCUCUUUGCCUCUGGUCUUGCUGCUGGGCCGGGCGGCGGGGGGCGAAGAGGUCGGGGCCGAGGCGGGCGCGGCGUCCCUCGCGGGCUCGUGCGGUUGUGGCACUCCCCAGCGGCCCGGGGCCCAUGGCAGCUCGGCGGCCGCGCACCGAUACUCGCGGGAGGCGAACGCCCCAGGCUCGGUAGCCGGAGAGCGACCGUUCCCGCCCACCAAGAUGGUCCCCAUCCCUGCCGGAGUAUUUACAAUGGGCACAGAUGAUCCUCAGAUAAAGCAGGAUGGGGAAGCACCUGCGAGGAGAGUUGCUAUUGAUGCCUUUUACAUGGAUGCCUAUGAAGUCAGUAAUGCUGAAUUUGAGAAGUUUGUGAACUCAACUGGCUAUUUGACAGAGGCUGAGAAGUUCGGUGACUCCUUUGUCUUUGAAGGCAUGUUGAGUGAGCAAGUGAAGUCUGAUAUCCAACAGGCAGUGGCAGCUGCUCCCUGGUGGUUACCUGUUAAAGGCGCUAACUGGAGACACCCAGAAGGGCCCGACUCUACUGUCCUGCACAGGCCAGAUCACCCGGUUCUUCACGUCUCCUGGAACGAUGCCGUCGCCUACUGCACAUGGGCCGGGAAGCGGUUGCCCACGGAAGCUGAGUGGGAGUACAGCUGUCGAGGAGGCCUGCAAAAUAGACUCUUCCCCUGGGGCAACAGACUGCAGCCGAAGGGCCAACAUUAUGCCAACAUUUGGCAGGGCGAGUUUCCUGUGACCAACACCGGAGAGGACGGCUUUCGAGGGACUGCGCCUGUUGACGCCUUUCCUCCCAAUGGUUACGGCUUAUACAAUAUAGUAGGGAAUGCCUGGGAGUGGACUUCAGACUGGUGGACCACUCACCAUUCUGUUGAAGAAACGAUCAUUAACCCAAAAGGCCCCCCUUCUGGCAAAGACCGGGUGAAGAAAGGUGGAUCCUACAUGUGCCAUAAGCAAAUGCGUAACCGUAUUCAGAUGCUGGCAAGGAAUCAUCUUCCCAACACAAGAUCACUAAGACCUGCAGAGAAGCUGCUUUUGUUUUAGUAAGGAAGCAGGUUAACCCAAGGAGGUCAGAUAAGACAGGCAAAGUGAGUUCUUUUAAUUAAGAGUGUUGUGUUCAUUAUAAAGUAACAAUUACAAUAAUCUCCACAUGUCUACUGCUUUACUUUUUCAUGUAAAGAUAAGAUGAAGCAUUUUGACAUUAUUCCAUUAAUAGCCCCAUUUUAUCGGAAGAGGGAGCAGAUUCAGAAAGGCUUUGCCUAAGGUUAAAUAGCUAAUGAGUCUUGGAUUUUGCCUUUUCAGGUGAGUAAAUUAGUAAAAUGUUUGUCACAAUUUCCACCUGUGUCAAGCCCAACCUCUUUCUGCCAAGUAGACCACCUUUAAUGUGACUCCAUCCUAUUUAUCCACCCACGUUUCCUGCUUUUUAUCAUUUAUCCUCUCUGUGCCACUCAUUGCUUUUGCCUGGAAUUCUCAUUCUCUGAAUCUUUGGGCAGCUCAGCUCUCGCAGCGCCUCAUCAGAGGAGCCUUCCCAGGCCACCUUAUCUAAGUAGCACCUAGUCACGUCUAGUCCUCUCUCCCUAUGUGACUUUCUUCCAAGCUGACCACUGCCAGAAGCACUCUUGAAUUUAUCCGUUUAUUUAUUGUCUGACUACUUAACUCCUUGUUGAAUGUGAGCUUCCCGAUAACGGGUACAUUGUUUUGUUCCGCAUUGCUUCCCUCGUGCCCAGAAUAGCAUCUAGCAUGUUGUAAACUCUCAAAUAUUCAAUGAAUAAAUAAACCAUGCUCUGACACUCUCAGGCUGUGGCCUUGCUAUCCUCUUCACUUGCCUGAAUUUUUCCAUUUUUAUGCCUCUGAUGUUAUUGUUUUCUCCACUUAACAUACCUUCUUUCCUUGUUUCUAAGUCCUGUAAAUCAGUGCUACUCAGUUUGUGGUCCAUGGGCCCGUAGCAUUAGCAGCACCUGUAAGCUGGUUAGAAAUGCAGAUUCUUGGAACCCACACCAGACUUACUGAAUCAGGAUCUCUGGGUUUGUGGCCUAGGAAUAGGUAUUUACAUGAGCUCUCCAGGCUAUUCUUCUGUAUACUCAAGUCGGAAGGCCACUGCCAUAAUCACGUAAAUCCUGCUCUGGCCAAGUUCUGCCUUCAAAAGUCUUUCCUAAAAAAUUAGACAUUUAGUGACUAUUUCCUCCCCUGAAUUAAUAGUAGCCUCAGAAUCUUUUAAUCCUAGCUUGUUUUGUAGCUUUUUGAUGUGUAAUCAUUGUUUCCUCAACCAGCCUGUGAUCUCCAGUGGGACAGUGCGCACAGGAGGCGAUCAGGAAACGCUUGAUUGUUUUUUGUCAUGUGUGGUCCAGUUAUGGAACAAGAAUGUCCCUGUCUGACUGCCUGCCCCCCUGCCCCAAGCUCGAUUCUUGCUCCAAUGUAGAAUUCACUGCACACACUGAGAGCAUGGGGCCCUGCAUUAUCCACAGGAGCUUGAUUCUAAAAAUACCAAAGCACCUUGCUUCACAGCAGCCCAGUGAGUAGGCCCUACAUGGAACAAAGCUUCUGCCGUGUCUUUCUGCAUGGUCACCUCUAGUCAUUUUAGAGCUUCCGUUGCAUCCCAAUCACAGGUAGUAGCAGAUGCCAUCACAUCUUUCAUUAUUUCAGGCAUAUUUUUUUAUUCAUUUUCCCUCUGCCUGCCUGAAUGUUGGUAAUAGUGUUACAUUCUUCACUGGCCACAGGGAAAAUGAGAAAAUUGGUUGCUACUGUUUUGCUAUCUAUAAAAGACAGAGCACCAUGUGUUUUUUGUUUUUUUCAUGGUGGAAGUGCUCCAGAGAAUUCCUUUGUCAGCUCUAGAGAUAAUUUUUAUGAAGAUUAGAAACAUUCAACUUUCGUGAGAGAAAGGAGAAUAAUAAGAAUUAAGGAAAAAAAAACAUCUUUCAUACUGCCCUAUUUUGCCCCUCCACAAAUUCUCUCUGCUUCAUGAGUUCCAAAGUUACUCUACAUGAUUCUUUGUGCAGUUUCUUUAACCAGCGGCGGGGACUUGAGUUUCCCAGCGCCCACUCAGAGUUGAUGCUCUUGGUACACAGGGUAACUAGUUUAUUUUCAUUGUCUGUUAUUUUUGAUCAAAGAUCUUAGGACAUAAGAGUUCCAUGCAUGGUUAUUUUUGGAACGUGGAAGCUUUUGAAGUGUUUGAAUCAAGUCAUCUGUGGUUAUUCACUGACUAUCUAGUAGGUGACCAGGGAUAUGUGUUAGGUUUUCCCUGGUGUGUACAUGCAGGGGACUAUAACAGGGGUGGGACAGAAUCAUGAGUUGUGAUGCCUUUCCAUCUACGAGUAUCGACUGUUGCUAGGCAGGCAAGCACACCACAGUUAGACCUGGGUUCGAAUUCUACUUCUUUUAACAACUGUGUCAUCUAGGGUAACUCAUUUAAUUCCUCUGGCCAUUAUGAUCAAAUCAAAUAAGUGAUGAAGGCGCCUAGCACCAUGCCUGGAGAGCUUGAUGUCUGUGUGUUUGUGCAUAUGUAUAUACCAUACUCUGCUCUUAUAAAAUAAAACAAUACCAAACAAGUCCCCCACACAAAGAUACAUAGCUUUAUGAAUUACUGUGAUUUAAACUCCAAAAGCAAUGUAUUAAGAAAAAAUGUUUUCCACAGCCUUUCCUACUCUUGAUGUUCCUGGGCUUGCUGUUCAAUUUUUUGCCAACCUGUUGGAUAGUAAAUAAUAACUUAAUGUUGCUCUUAAUUAAUAUUUUCUCAAUUGCCAUUUAGCUUUAUUACUUGGUUUCUUGUCUACUUGUCAAAUGCUAUUCUAAAUGUGCAAACGUGCAAAUAACUCUUUAAAUUAUAAAAGUAAUACAUAGUUAUCAUCGGAAAUUUGAAACCCCACUGCCUGAGGAUAACUACGGUUCGGAUUAUGGUGCAUUUUGAAUCUUCCAGUCUGCUUUUCUUUGGCGUACGUGAUUAUCUAGAUUGAGAUCAUAGCACAUAUACAGUUUUGUAUUCUGACUUUUUCAUUUAAGAUUGUAUCCUGAGAAAUUCCUGUGUCAUUAAAUGUUACAUGAAAACAUGCCUUUUAAUGGCUGCUUACGAGUCUAAAUUAUGGAUGCGCCAUAACUUAUGUAACCAUUGGUUGUUACAUUUUUUUAAACUGUUCUAAGUAAUACUCACACCAACAUCUUUGUACUCUAUCUAGUCACGUUUAUAACAGAACACUGGAUAAUGUGGUGAGCUCGCAACGCGCUACCCUUUUCGGAAACAUAGCUGCUAAAUGUGCAGGAGGCGGGUGCCUGUAGGCAGGCACUGUCUGCAGAUAGGCAUAACUCUCUACAGUUGGUACUUGGGUACAACGUCAAUCUGACAGUUGAGAGCCUUCAGCCCAGACUCCAAGAGCACUCAUGUGUCUGGUUCUCUCCGCAAAGUCCUACUGCUACAGGUAUCGCUGUGCUGCUCGAAGCCAGAACACACCUGACAGCUCCGCUUCGAAUCUGGGAUUCCGCUGUGCAGCCGACCACCUGCCCACCACAGGCUAACAGCCACGAAGAGCCUUCCUGAAUCGGAGAAGUCGUGUCUAACCUGCACGCGGCUUCCCUCAGAAGGCUGAACAACCUCGUGUGAAGAAUUCCCAACCCCAGGUGGGUUACAUACCUGCCCAAUGGCCAAAGGAACCGUGUGGCGAGACCAAAUAGCUGACCUGCAUCAGCAAGUGUGCUUUAUUGUGUGGUGCAUUUCAUGUUUUACUUUUGGAGUCUUUUAAAGAGGAAGGCGGUGGAGGGCACCCAGAACUAGGCCUCAGGAGGUCUGCGUUCUACCCAGGCUCUGCCCUUGGGUUAGACCCCAGGGUCCCACACUUGACCUUCCUGGGCCUCAGUGACCUCAUCUGUCCAGUGAGGGGAUGCACAACAUGAUCUCUGAGGCUGUCUCCCAACUCGCAGAUUGUCUGAAUAUAUCAGAUUCUAUUGUGAUUUCAUAGUGAGAGUUUAUGGCAGGUUGUUUUUUAGCUGUUUUUUCCCAUGUGUGAACCUUGGGUAAUAUUAAUCAUGUAAAAUAAUCGUUCUCUUGUAUAUUAUUUUCAGAAAAGAAUGAGGGGGGUGGUGGUGAUGGGUCUUUAUAUUCGUACUGCACUUUGUUUUUUCAAGGAAAUCAGUGUCUUUUACAUUGUUAUAAUGAAUUCCACUUGGGCCAGUGAUGGUGCGCUCAAGUUCAGCAGUCCGAACACGCAGGGAUGUCUGUGAGGUGACUUUACUGUGCUUUAUAUUUUAACAUUAAGUGCCUUUGGUUCAGGGGGGCAGUUACAAGCCCUAUUUCCCCUCUCCCCAAAGCCUUUGGUGAAUGUGAAAUGUUUGCUACAUGGAGAAACCUGUUUAAUUCUAAAUGUAGGAGAAAAAAACCAAGAACCUUGAAUUAACUGUAUUCAGGGUAUCCAGUAUUUUGUAAUAGGGAAGUAGGAAACCUUGUUGGCUGUGGAGUGUCAGAUGCUUCAGAUCAUGCACUGUGUCGAAUAAAGUGGUAUCUGCUAAAUCAGGCUUCACUCUCAUUGUUUCCUUUUCUCUUUCCCUCUAUUAUGUUUUCUUUUAAAGAAAUGACUUUGUGAUAUGUAUGUGUUUUGUUUGCUAGAAAACUUUCUUGUUGUUUAGCUAUUUGAUAACUUGGAUAUUUGAGCAGUUUGUGGGAAUUUUUAUUCCAAAAAGCAAGGCUGUUCUGCCAGGAACCUAAUUAUGACCGUGCUUCUUCGUGCCUCAGUAGAUGAGACAAGGUCAAGGGCGGCGCCUCCAUCCUGUGAAACGCAACAGCUGCUUCACAUGCCGGGAAAGCACCUUGACUUAGAGUGAUGGCUUCCAGCCAGAAGUCCCUGUCAUCACGAUCCCAGCCU